UCUAGCCCGUCAGAGCUGAGAAACAGCAAAGGACACAGAGCCAUAGGAUCUACAUGAUCACACGCCUCUCUCCUGGGAGAAUAGUACAUUGGACUGCUCAUUUCAACCGUCUGCCGAGUUUGGGAAAUAAUGAAACUUGAUCCUCUCCGUAACGUACCUACAUCGGAGGCCACCAGAAGCUACAGCUUCAUCAGCGGUGAAGGAGAGCGCUGUGUGGCAUGGAGGAGGUAUGACGGGACGAUGUACGUCACCACCGAGGCUGAAGAGUUUCUUGACCCGGUGGUCAAAGCCAUUAAAACCAAAUCUGUGGGCAGUCUGAGGGAGAUGGUGAAGAGAGGCGCUCCCCUGACAGGGAGGAAUAAGCUGGGGUGGUUACCUCUGCAUGAGGCUGCGGUGCACGGCACAAAGGAAUGCCUCGAUAUCUUACUUAAGGCCAAUCCAGAGGUCAUUGACAGAUGCACACUGAAGCAACAGACCCCUCUCUUCCUGGCGGUGUUGGUUGACAAUGUGAUCUGUGUGCAGUCCCUUCUGGAAAGGGGAGCCAACCCCGACAUUGCUGAUAAGGACAAGGAAACCCCUCUCUACAAAGCUUGCGAAGGAGAUAAUUGUGAGAUUGUGGCCCUGCUACUGGACUUUGGUGCCAGGGUGAACAAGCAGUGUAUCCAGGGCUGGACAGCCCUCCACGAGGUCGUGGGUCGGAACAAUGUGGAGAUCUGUGAGAUGCUGGUGAAGGCUGGAGCCAAGUUAAGUGCAACCAACAUCUACGGCAUCUCUCCUGUCUUCGUGGCAGCCCAGAGUGGACACGUCCAAGCUUUGACUUUCCUCAUGAACAAUGGUGCUGAUAUAAACUCCUGUGCCCAUGAUGGGGCCACAGCUCUUUAUGAGGCGUGUAAGAAUGGCCAUGGGGACAUUGUGGAGCUCUUGCUUUCUCAGAGAGCAGACGCAAACAAACCAACCAAAGCCGGCCUCGUGCCCAUUCAUAUCGCUGCUCAGCGCGGACACCAUAAGAUUGUAUCCAUGCUCGUUCCUUUCACCUGCAAGUCUAAAGUCCGUCUCAGCGGCAUCAGUCCCCUUCACCUGGCCGCCGAACACAACAACGACGACGCCCUGGAGAUCCUGAUCGCGGCCGGCUUCGACGUCGACGCCAGACUGUCCGAAGAGCGCUCCGCGAUGCACCGGGACCGGCGCGUCACGGCGCUCUACUUCGCCGUCGCCAACGGCAACGUCAACGCGGCCGCCAUGCUGCUGGAGGCCGCGGCUGACCCCAACCUGGACACCUUCAGCCCUUUACUGGUCGCUGUGCGGCAAGGCUGCAUCCGGAUGGCGUGUUUGCUGGUGGAGCACGGGGCGGACGUCAACGCCGACCUCCCGACCCGCCCCACCUCUUUCCCUGCCACGGUCCUGUUCUGCAUCAAGCACCUGUCCUUGCUCAAGUACCUGAUGGAUAACGGCUGCGACGCGACGGCCUGUUUCCAAUGUGACCACGGCACCAAACCACACCCACCCAUGAAUACUGGUUCUAAGGAUGACCUCGGUCUAAGCCAUGAGGAGCCUGGAGUACAGUUCUGUGACAUCAUCUCCAGUCCCUCGGUCUGCCGCUGGGCAGGACCAAUCAUAGACGUGCUGCUAGACUAUGUGGGGAACGUCCAGCUGUGCUCCAGACUCACUGAACAUCUGGACAGCUAUGAACACUGGGUGCACAUAAAAGAAAAGUCAGUGCCUCCGAGUAGUUUGAGGCAGCAGUGCAGGCUGAAGAUUCGACAGCAAGUGGGAAUCAAAAGACUGAAAAGCAUAGUCACCCUGCCUCUUCCCCCACGACUGAUCAACUUUCUGAACCAUGAUGAAUAGCUCUGGAAGUCACACUGGGGUUUCAACUCUGUUCUGAAAUCGGAGGAAUCGGAGGAAUUUACAGUACCGUACUGUAAAGUAUUCAUAAUUGGUCGUUGUGGCAUAAAUUGGAUCAAUUCAUGGUUGUUUCUCGAUAGUAAAUUAUUGCAUGCUUUCUUAAGUGGCCUGGCAUGAUGUUUUCCACAUGGGGGAAUCAUUACAUAAGGGGGAUUUUACAGGAAGCACCUGCAUUACAUAUCCAGCACAUUUACAUCCACUCAAAGACAAACAAACAGAUGCCUACAUCCCUCUAAAUCUCCGUAGCCCCUUCUCUAUUCCAUUUCAACAACAGUGCCAUGUGUUUUGAAUGCAACACUUCCUGUGACCUCUGACCUUCAGUCCCUUUCAAGUCCCUGCACCUGCCUCCCUGGGCCAGGUCGUUCAGAAGGUCACACGGACCAAGGGCUGCACAGUGCUUGUAGGAUGUGCUGGCUUUGCCAGUUAUCAAGUUCCCCCCCCCCAUGUGGAAGACCUAAAAAUACCUAGGUGUUAAGUUGCACUUGCUGGAGGACUGGAUACAUACACCACACAUGCAUACAUAUAUACUGUCCAUAGCCAUCAGUCAGCCAGAAUCGUACAAUGCCACUAGGUGGUAAUAAAGCUCCGUUGGAAACAAAUACCAAAUUGCCGUGUAUGAGAACUAUUCACUGCAGCUGUUGUGGUUUUCCAGACUUCUGUACGAAAAAAUGGUAGUGACUGCAGUGGGAUUACAUCAGAAACAUGCAUUGUUAACCAAUUUGAAACUAUGACUGCGUAUUUUAGAAUACACUCAGAACUGCUUUACAAGUCGGCAAAGCUGUCACAACAAAGAUUCACUCAGAAAGUCAUGGUUAGGUCCAGUACAGAUAUUUAAAACAAGGCAUAUGCACAACUACGGCACUGUAGGUAGGAAGGCAUCUUAUUGACUUUCUGAAACCCAACACAGAUGAGGGCACUGGAACCAAAAAGCUUGUUUGGGUUUAAUUAGCCAGACAAGGGAACUCCUUCUGGCCCUUCCCAAGCGAGAAUCAUCUCACGCUCACACCGCAGGCUGCUGUUCCCAGUCGGCCAUUUGUUAAAUUGGACAGCUUUCGAGAGGUCAGGGGAGAACAUCCAUUAUAUCUGAGCCAGUGUUCAAGGGAAAUGCAGGAGCAUAUUGUUGUUUGUUGUGGUGAAGAGUGGACAAAUAAAACGUA
Molecule: messenger RNA, 3062 nt
Organism: Osmerus eperlanus (European smelt)
Lineage: Eukaryota; Metazoa; Chordata; Actinopteri; Osmeriformes; Osmeridae
Product: ankyrin repeat and SOCS box protein 2-like
Exons: 9
Coding region: 130-1848 (572 amino acids)
Biological process (GO): intracellular signal transduction; regulation of barbed-end actin filament capping
Cellular component (GO): nucleus; cytoplasm
Molecular function (GO): protein binding
Source: RefSeq, a predicted model, not a curated record